Messenger RNA from Psammomys obesus (fat sand rat), 1504 nucleotides. It is a transcript of the gene Gpr63, whose product is annotated as G protein-coupled receptor 63. Gene Ontology annotation, biological process: G protein-coupled receptor signaling pathway. The transcript is spliced from 2 exons. Gene Ontology annotation, cellular component: membrane. NCBI's taxonomy places the organism in Eukaryota, Metazoa, Chordata, Mammalia, Rodentia, Muridae. Bases 190 to 1449 code for a protein of 419 amino acids. Gene Ontology annotation, molecular function: G protein-coupled receptor activity. The record is from RefSeq and is a predicted model, not a curated record.
GGCGUCUCCCCGCUGCACCGCCGCGGCGCCCUUUCUGCGAGGCAAAAGGAUUCUUGUGGAAGAUGGAACUCUGUCUGUUUUCAAGAAUGUGUAUUGAAGCCCAUCAGUGGAACCUGACCCUACAGUGCUGUAUCAAAAUGCCCGAUGAGGACCCACAUUUCUGCCUGAACCUACCAUCCUCCUAGAACCAUGGUUGUCUCAGCAGUGUUGACUGCAUCCCAUUCUGGGACAUUCAAUACGACAUUUGUAAUCUAUGAAAACUCCCAUGUGAACACUACAGUCCCUCUACCAUUUCAGCCUCCUGGCACUGGCCCGUUGCUUAGAUACAGUCUUGAAACCAUGACUAGCACUGGAUUUAGUUCCUUGGCAGCGAACAGCACAGCUGUAAGCCCAACACCCGCAGUUGUCAGGAGCCUAAACUUAGCUGUCCAGAUCAUCCUCUCGGCUGUAAUGAUAUUUAUUCUGUUUGUGUCUUUUCUUGGAAAUUUGGUUGUUUGCCUCAUGGUUUACCAGAAAGCUGCUAUGCGCUCUGCGAUUAACAUCCUUCUUGCCAGCCUGGCUUUUGCAGACAUGCUGCUUGCAGUGCUGAACAUGCCCUUUGCCUUGGUAACUCUUCUUACCACCAGAUGGAUAUUUGGGAAAUUCUUCUGCAGGUUGUCUGCUAUGUUCUUCUGGUUGUUUGUGAUAGAGGGAGUGGCCAUCCUGCUCAUCAUCAGCAUCGACAGGUUCCUGAUCAUAGUUCAGAGGCAAGAUAAGCUAAAUCCUUACAGGGCUAAGGUCCUCAUCGCAGUCUCCUGGGCAACGGCUUUUUCCAUAGCUUUUCCUUUGGCUGUGGGAAAUCCUGAUCUGCAGAUACCUUCUCGGGCCCCACAGUGUGUGUUUGGGUAUACAACCAAUUCCGGAUACCAGGCUUAUGUGAUUUUGAUUUCUCUCAUUUCUUUCUUUAUACCUUUCCUGGUGAUACUGUAUUCAUUCAUGGGCAUCCUCAAUACCCUUCGGCACAACGCCUUGAGGAUUCAUAGCUACCCGGAAGGGAUAUGUCUCAGCCAGGCCAGCAAACUUGGUCUCAUGAGUCUACAGAGACCCUUCCAGAUGAGCAUCGACAUGGGCUUUAAAACACGUGCCUUCACCACCAUUUUGAUCCUCUUCGCUGUUUUCAUUGUCUGCUGGGCCCCCUUCACCACAUACAGCCUUGUGGCUACCUUCAGUGAGCACUUCUACUAUCAGCACAACUUCUUUGAGAUUAGCACCUGGCUGCUGUGGCUCUGCUACCUCAAGUCUGCAUUGAACCCACUGAUAUACUACUGGAGGAUUAAGAAGUUUCAUGAUGCCUGCUUGGACAUGAUGCCCAAGUCCUUCAAGUUCUUGCCACGGCUCCCCGGGCACACAAGGCGACGGAUACGCCCCAGUGCUGUCUAUGUGUGUGGGGAGCACCGGACGGUGUUGUGAAUACGGUGACUCUGAGGCAUUUGUAGUGACUAUGGCUCUUUACUGACUGAACUUU